AUGGAUUCUAAGGCCCCUAGCGUCGCAAGUAUGGCUUCAACCUAUGGGGUGUAUAUCGUGACUGCUCUAGUCUUAUUGAUUCCGAGUUAUUAUCUCAUCUUACAUCCGUUGAGUCGUUAUCCCGGACCCCUCAUCGCGAAAUUCACGAAUGGAUACGGAGCCUUCUACGCUCUCAAGGGGACGUUUCAUUCAGUCACCUGUGAGCAACAUCGUAAAUACGGUCCAGUAAUCAGACAAGGCCCGAACAAGCUUGUCUUCAACACAGUCACAGCUUUGAAAGACAUCUACCAAAAUGAACGGCUCACCAAACCCAUCAACUACCUCUCCAACCAAGCAAGCCCCGGCUUGCACAACACGUGGAAUGCCUUGGAUAGGAAAAUGCACCGCCAGCGACGGAAGCUGACCGGGCCUUCCAUCAACGAGCGCUCCAUGCGGACCUUCGAGCCCACUAUGAUGAACGAGGUGAACACGUUCAUCGAGCAGAUAGCGCUGAGCCAGGAUCGCCCUAUCGACAUGCAGAAGCGGUGCGGCUAUCUCGGCGUCGACAUCGUGUGCCAGCUCUCCUUCGGGUUCGCCCUGAACUCGCAGACAGAGGAGAAGUACCGCUUCCUGCCGGGCGAGAUAACCGCCGGCAACCGUCGCCUGUACGCGUACAUGCAAGUACCCACGAUCGCCAAGCACCGUCUGCAGGUGCUCAUUAACCUGCUAUGGGCCAAGUCGCGCGAGAAAGUGUUCCGGCUUCUCGAGCACAUGAUCAAGAGCCGGAUGGCGCAGGACCAGCGCGCGAAGCACGACAUGUACUCUUUCGUGGCCGCCGAGCUCAAGGCCGAGGAGAGCAGCAAGAGCGGGAGUCUGCGGGUCAACGACCUCUGGAUGGAGGCCAUCCUGUUCACCGUGGCCGGCGGCGACACGACCUCGACGGCGAUCGCCGCGACGCUGUUCUACGUGGCGCGCCACCGCGACGUUUACGACAAGCUGGCCGCGGAGAUCCGGUCCGCCUUCGGAGACGGGAGCGAGAUCUGCGGGUCCAAGCUCGCGAGUUGUCACUAUCUCCGCGCCUGCGUCGACGAGGCCCUCAGGAUGUCCCCGCCCGUCGCGGGGGUCUUGUGGCGAGAGCUGGCUUCCGACGAGGAUGCGAGCAAGCCGUUAGUCGUUGAUGGACAUGUUAUCCCCAAGGGCACGUAUGACUACUUCCCAGACCCCUUCACAUACAAGCCCGAACGGUGGACAUCCCCCAACGGCGAAGACGGCGCCCCUGGAUCCCGGAAGGUGAUGUACGACGCAUUUGCCCCCUUUUCCGUCGGAUCCCGGGGCUGCGCCGGAAAGGCCAUGGCCUACCUGGAGAUCAAUCUCACCAUAGCCAAGAGCCUGUGGUAUUAUGAUUUCAAGCCUGCUCCGGGGAAACUCGGCGACAUUGGAUUGAGCGAUAAAGGCGAGUUUCGCAUUUACGAUAUUUUUAUCUCGACGCAUGACGGACCGUGGCUGGUUUUCACUCCGCGAAGCACCUUGGACAAGGAUUUCCCUGACUUGAAGCGAGGGAAUACGGAAUAA
Annulohypoxylon truncatum is the source of this 1551-nucleotide messenger RNA. Its product is annotated as cytochrome P450. The record is from RefSeq and is a predicted model, not a curated record. The transcript has 4 exons. Gene Ontology annotation, molecular function: heme binding; oxidoreductase activity, acting on paired donors, with incorporation or reduction of molecular oxygen; iron ion binding. Bases 1 to 1551 code for a protein of 516 amino acids. Lineage: Eukaryota; Fungi; Ascomycota; Sordariomycetes; Xylariales; Hypoxylaceae.